Messenger RNA from Symbiodinium pilosum, 3300 nucleotides. The record is from the annotation of a GenBank genome assembly. Lineage: Eukaryota; Dinophyceae; Suessiales; Symbiodiniaceae.
AUGGCGGCUCAAUCGCCUAUUGCCCGCUUUUUUACACCUGCCCAGAAGGUGGUACAAGAGCAUGCAGCCUCAUUGACAAAUUCCCCACCCCAGACACCGGGGCCAAGAGGAGGCGGAAGGCAUGUAGCUCAGCAGAGUUGGAAGGACGACGAGAUCAGCACGCCCCCUUCAAUACAGUCGCGGAAGCGUUGCUUGAAAGUUGACCCGGUCAGCGAUGCAAAAAAAGUCAAGCAAAAUGUGCCCACAAAGGAUGACACCUCUUGCCCAGACCCCUGCACUGCCCAUGCUUUGCCUGCAAGUUGCGAGACGCCAAAGCGCGUCCAGGAUGGGCCCAAGGACCUUCGUGCUACGCUGCAGCUAGCAGAGCGAUCUGCGCCGGGUUCGAUCCCACCUUUCACAGCUGAAUGCUUUCACCACUUUGAAAACGGCGGCUUGCAAUACAGUUGGCCUACUUGGCUACGGCCAGAAAACCUCAGAGAUAGCCAGGGCUUGCGCCCAACAGAGCCGGGGUACAACCAAGGCACGCUUUGGGUGCCUGAUCCUAUCAAGGAGAAGGGAGAAUACCAGAAAGCACAAGGCCACAACACUCCGAUGUUGAUGCAAUUCUGGAAGUUAAAGGCGAGACAUUUUGACAAAGUGGCUCUUUUCAAGGUCGGCAAGUUCUACGAGAUUUUUUAUUAUGAUGCCUUCAUUGCUCAGCGAGUUUGCAAUUUGAAGUGGAUGAGCCAAGAGAAGAAGCCACAUGUUGGUUUUCCUGAGAUGGCCAAACACGAGUAUGCAAAGCGCAUUGUGGAAGCUGGCUUCAAGGUAGUAGUGGUGGAGCAGGUCGAGCGUGUUGUGGAAACGAACCAACGCAAAAGCGAUAAAGAGGGGGGCCCAAGCUGCGUUGAAAGGGAUGUGUGUGAAGUUUUUACGAAUGGCACUUUGGUCGACCCAGAAUUGUUGGCAGGACCAGGCUCGCGAUUUCUAGCAUACCUUUGCUUCGAAGGGAGUGCCCAGAAAAGCCUGGACUUUGCAGCAUGCUUGGUCGACUGCGCCACUUCCCAGAUCCAGUUAGGCCAUUUCGUUGAUGCGCCUGAUCGCAACAGGCUGCGGACCUUGUUGGCACAGCUGCAGCCAAGUGAGGUCGUGUACGAUGCGGCAAACUUGCCCAUGGAAGUUCUGCAACUCUUGAAACGACUGCCAUGCCGGCCGCAGUUAUCACCCCGGUGCGUUGGAGACUGCGGUCUCCUGGGCGCACGAGACAAAAUCAACAAGUACCGGACAGCACAUCCAAAAGCAUUCACCUCAGCGGUGGAGGAAGUGCUUGCGCAGGACAGCGCGAUUAUGGCAGCAGCCGGCGUUAUGGGAUACCUGGAAGCUGCUCUCUUGGCAGAAAGACUGCUUCCGUUUGCGCUUUGGGAUGUCUUAGCUACGGCUGCAACAACUAGGGCGAGCUCCCAACGCAUGAUUCUGGAUGCCACAGCCCUCUCUGCUCUGGAAGUGGUGGAGACGCUGGAAGGUGGGUAUGAGGGAUCCCUUCUGUCCUUUUUGGAUCACACCAGCACACCCUUCGGGUUUCGACUCCUCAAGCAGUGGAUAUGCGCUCCACUGCUUGAUCUGGAGGAUAUCCAAUCGCGCCAAGAGGCCGUGGAAUUCUUCCUGAAGAAUGACGAGCUUUCCAAGCAGCUGAGUGCAUCUCUCAAGAAGUGCAUCGCCGCUGGGAAGAUCUCAAAGCUUCCAGUGGAUCUAGAACGGGCAACCUCCAGGAUUUGGAGCUAUGCCUUGCAAGCAGAGCGCAAGGCAGUAAUGUAUGAUGACAUUACAGCAAGGCGCCUAGGACACUUUGCAGAGCUCAUGCAGGCGUACGAGCAAUGCUUCCAACUAUUGAGCACAGCAUUUCCCUCGAACGGAUCCUUGCCAGGCCGACUGGCAAUGAUUGCAAGGACACAAAAGUCUGGUGGGAUUCUGCCAGACCUCAUGCCUGUGAUUUCAAAGCUACGGGGAAGCAUGAUCGAAACAACGGCUGCAAACGGCUCGGUCAAGUUCCGGCCCCGGGAUGGAGCAGAUUCUGCCUACGACCAGAAGACUCGUCAGAUCAAUAUGAUCAAAUCUCAACUUGAUCAGGAGCUGCAACAGGUCAGGAAAGCAUAUCCGAAGGUACAAUUUGCAUUUGUGCACCGUUUGCCUGGCUAUCGGUAUGAGGUGGAAUGUGACGAGCACUCCAUGUCUGCCGCGACAGUGCGGAACCUUGACAUCACUGCAAGGCCCAAAGGCAAGAUCCGUUUCCACACGCCCCAAAUCAAGGAGCUCAUCGCACAGCUUGAUCAGUUGGAAAAUGAACAAGAGGAUUGCAUCUUCCCCUUUCUGUCCAAGCUCUUUCGCGAGUUUCAUGCCCACCAAGCGCCCUUCCGUGCACUUGUGCGUUGCGUUUCAGAGGUGGAUGCCUUGCUCUCAUUGGCAGCUGCAUCCCGAAGCUUGCCGGGGGCUUCUUGCAGAGCGGAGUUUGUGGCUUCAGAUAAUGCAGCCGCUGCAAGCAUCGAAUUGCGGGCUUGCAGACAUCCGGUGGUUGCUGCAAAGAUGGGCAGUGCCUUUGUUCCGAAUGAUACGGUGCUCAACGCCUGCGGAGUGCCAGGUCUGCUAAUUGUCACAGGCCCAAACAUGGGUGGCAAAUCCACAGUGCUCCGCCAGACCUGCAUUGCCAUCGUCAUGGCACAGGUAGGCUGCCGGGUGAAUGCAACUAAAUGCAGGCUUAGUCCCGUAGAUCGCAUCUUCACCCGCAUUGGUGCCUAUGACGCAGUUCUGGAGGGCAAGAGCACGCUACUGACGGAGUUGGAGGAGACGGCGGCUCUGCUGAUGCAUGGAACGCCCCGGUCCUUGGCUGUUCUGGACGAGCUGGGCCGCGGAACCUCUACGUUUGAUGGGGCAGCUAUCGCAUCGGCCGUGCUGGAUGAGCUGAAAUCUCAAGUGCGAUGCCCCGUGCUCUUUGCGACACACUAUCACCCAGUUUCCCGAAAGGCCGCCGAGGACACGGCCUGCGUGGCUCCCUUUCACAUGGCUGCGGCAGUGGACGAAAACACACAUGAGAUGACCUUCCUCUACAAGUUCCUUCCUGGUUUGUGUCCGUCCUCACACGGCCACAACGUUGCCAAGAUUGCUGGCUUGCCCGAGCCAGUUUUGGCAGAGGCCCGGGCUCGUUCUGCUGAGUUCGACAGUGGGGUGGCGCGCAUCAACGAGGUCGAACAGCUGGUUCAGCUAGCUGCCCAAAGAAAUGUGGCCGACCUGAAGGAGCUCUUCAGACAGCGCCAGAAAUCCUCGUAG